Psilocybe cubensis is the source of this 864-nucleotide messenger RNA. Its product is annotated as Extracellular metalloprotease. The coding region runs from base 1 to 864 and encodes 287 amino acids. Gene Ontology annotation, molecular function: metallopeptidase activity. Lineage: Eukaryota; Fungi; Basidiomycota; Agaricomycetes; Agaricales; Agrocybaceae. The transcript is spliced from 7 exons. The record is from RefSeq and is a predicted model, not a curated record.
AUGUUCAGCUUCCCCUUGAUCACCGCGCUCCUUAGCGCGACUUCAGCAUUUGCGACACCUUUGAAUUCGACUAUUGCACAAAGAGUGUGUGGGACGGUCAUCAGCGAUGCAAAACUCGCAAAGGCUGAAGCCCAUUUCAAUGCAAACAAAGUCACUGUGCCUUCUUUUGCAUCUGCAUCUACUGCCACUAUAAACGUUCAUUUUCAUGUCAUUCAACAAAAUAAUACAUUGUUAGGAGGCAAUAUUCCGGAUUCCCAAAUCAAAGAUCAAAUUGCUGUCAUGAACAAGGCUUAUGCCAGUGCAGGUAUAACCUGGGUCCUUGCCAGUACUAGCCAUACCACCAACUCAGGAUGGUUCAAUGGCGUGGGGCCUGACACAUCGUCUCAAACAGACAUGAAAUCAUCUCUCCGAGUUGGCGGCCCUAAAGAUCUCAAUGUCUACACAGUCGGAUUCAACUCUGGUGCCGGUGCAGGGCUCCUCGGUUACUCCACAUUUCCAUCUGAUUAUUCUGGUGCACCCAGUGACGACGGGGUUGUAAUCUUAUACUCUUCUCUUCCAGGAGGUAGCGCUUCUCCGUACAACCUUGGUCAGACCUUGACUCACGAAGCCGGCCACUGGGUUGGUCUGUACCACACUUUCCAAGGAGGCUGUUCAGGCUUAGGCGACCAAGUUUCGGACACACCGGCCGAGGCUUCUGCUGCUUUUGGGUGCCCAACCGGUCGCGACACCUGCAAAUCCCCUGGCGUUGACCCCAUUCACAACUUCAUGGACUACUCAGACGACUCAUGCAUGACUGAGUUCACAGCUGGACAAAUUACGCGUCUCAGGUCACAAAUCGCUACAUACCGUGGCAUCUCAGCUUGA